AUGGGUGAUCCAAAAGGUUACAGUGUUUUGUGGGGAAAAUUUGGUCGAAUUUUUUGGCCAGCUCUGGUAUUGCCAUCGACUUUGGUUCAUUCUAAAGCCAACGACGAUAAUAUUUGGGUUUUCUGGUUUGGAGAUCAUACUUUUUCACAGGUUAAAAAAGCAAAUAUUGUUAAUUUUGAAGAAUAUUUUAAAGACAAGACAAUAACUUUCUUCCGUCAAAAUACGAAACAGUCGGACUGGCUAAAAGCAAUAUACGAGGCAAUCAAAAUAUAUUCAAAACAGCGUAACUUGCUGGUAGAUAAUUGGAAAAGCGAAAGACUUUUAAAAUGGGCUUUAAAUGGUUUCCCGAGAUUGGGAGAGAUGUCGGAAAAUUUUACAUUGCCCGAAUGGAUCGUGCAGAAAUUGGACGAACUUAACAAGACUUUCGAGGUUGAAACCGAAUCUGAGAGCGACGACGAUUACGAUGCAUUAUUUCCUAUACGAAUAACUAAUCAACGCGAAUUUGAAAUCAUGUGCAUCGGCUGCUAUUCAUUCAAAAUCUUGCACGAACAUCCCAUAUUCUUCGGAAAUAUUUGCAAGAUCUGUCAGACUAAACUAAUCAAAACAUUAUUUAUGUUUGGAGAUGAUGAUGCUCAGUACUGCUGCUCAAUUUGUGGUGAUUUUGGAAACUUGAUUUUAUGCAGUUCCUCUAAAUGCGGAAGAGGUUUCUGCGCAAAAUGCAUCGAUAUUUUAAAAGACGAUAGGAAAUCGAUUUUAGAACAGGACAAUUGGCUGUGUUACAUUUGCUCUUCGAGUCCUAGAAAUUCGAAAUGUUUUAUACAGCUUCGCGAGGAUUGGAUGGAACGUGUGCACACGUUGUUCAACGAAAAACUAAUUUUUAAAAUUCCCUCCUUUCCAAAGAAGAAGUUGCGAGUUUUAUCCGUUUUCGAUGGAAUAGGAACGGGUCUUGUUGCUUUAAAUAAGCUUAACAUCGAUGUUGAAAUUUACUAUGCAAUUGAAAUAGACGAAAACGCUAUAGAAAUUGUGCAUUCGCAUUUCAAGAAUGUCGAACAUCUCGGCGACAUAAAGGGAAUAAAUGAGAAUACGCUAUUGGAAAUAUGUCCCAUAGAUUUAAUUCUCGCCGGGUCACCUUGCAACGAUUUGAGUAGAGCAAAUCCAUUGAGAAAAGGAUUGUACGAACCUUCUGGUACUGGUAUACUAUUCUUUUAUUUCUUUAAAAUCCUGACUACUAUGGCUAAAAUUAAUGGACCGUUCUUUUGGUUAUUCGAAAACGUUUCUUCCAUGAACAUUAAAAACAAAAAUAUAAUAUCAAGGUUUUUGAUGUGCGAACCCACUAUGGUCAGUGCAGCGUGGGUUUCACCGCAAAGAAGAGAACGUUUCUUUUGGGGGAAUUUGCCAACGUUGCAAUGCAAUUUUGAAAAUAAGGGCCCAACGUUGGAAGAAUAUCUGGGUUCUAAUAGGAAAGCGCUUUGCGAAAAAGUCAAUACAAUUACGACAAAACGAAAUUCGUUGUAUCAAGGAAAUGAGAAUAAGUAUCCUGUAUUUGAUGAAACUACAAUGGAAAAUGAUGUGCUGACAAUUAACGAAAUCGAAUCCGUAUUUGGUUUUGACAUUGAUUACACGAACGUUUCCAAUAUCGGAGUGAGUUCAAGGCAGGAGUUAUUGGGGAAAGCCUGGAGCGUUCAAGUCUCGUGUUUACUAUUGAGAUGUUUGAAACAGUUUUAUAGGUCUACAAAUUAAAACAUAAGAAAACAAAAACUAGAAUUA
This is a messenger RNA of Nicrophorus vespilloides, 1767 nucleotides long. Its product is annotated as DNA (cytosine-5)-methyltransferase 3A-like. Gene Ontology annotation, biological process: regulation of gene expression. The record is from RefSeq and is a predicted model, not a curated record. NCBI's taxonomy places the organism in Eukaryota, Metazoa, Arthropoda, Insecta, Coleoptera, Silphidae. Gene Ontology annotation, molecular function: methyltransferase activity. Gene Ontology annotation, cellular component: nucleus. The transcript is spliced from 12 exons. Bases 1 to 1740 code for a protein of 579 amino acids.